Molecule: messenger RNA, 3080 nt
Organism: Numida meleagris (helmeted guineafowl)
Lineage: Eukaryota; Metazoa; Chordata; Aves; Galliformes; Numididae
Gene: MTERF2
Product: mitochondrial transcription termination factor 2
Exons: 2
Coding region: 1488-2684 (398 amino acids)
Biological process (GO): termination of mitochondrial transcription; regulation of DNA-templated transcription
Cellular component (GO): mitochondrial matrix
Molecular function (GO): double-stranded DNA binding
Source: RefSeq, a predicted model, not a curated record
AUUAACCCAGGAGUUAGGGCACACAGCAUCACUGGGCUGUGAGGUCGUGCCUCAGAAACCUGAAAUAUGACUAACAACCACGUUACUAAUGAACAGCUUUAUGCUAACAACAAGCUUGAAUAUAGCACAACAUUUUUUUUUAUGUCUUAAUCUACUAGUUUAUGAUGUGGCAACAUAAUAAGAAUCCAGCUUUUAGAAACUGAAAAACAUCAACUUAAAAGCAAUGGUACACUUUAUUGCCAAAAAAGUAUUUUGCCACUAGAAAAUGCUUAACCCUACCUGAGGUUCUGUCACUUUGGUUCCCUAAACAAACCAUGUAUUUUCUUGAGAGAUGGGAUAGAAAUCAGAUUGUAAGGGUUUCGUGUAGGUGUUCUGCAUGAGGCUUCUUGAUAUAUGUUAUGCAAGAGAUUGGACUGGGUGAUCAUAACAGUCUUUUCUCUCUGAAAAAAAAAACACAACAAAAAAAGCCUUACUUAAUACUCAAUAGGUGCUUUUUGAAGCACACUAUGCUUUGGGACAGGUGAAUGUGACUGCAUAAAUAGGAUUGUCCAAUACACAACAUAAUUGUAUCUUUUUUUUCCCCCUUUUCAGUCAGAGCAAUUUUCAGCAUGUUAACAGCAGCAGCAAUUAGGUCGAGCAUCUCAGAGACUAGAGGUUCUCACUUCCACCUCAGUGCUUCCUAAAAGUUGUUACAAAACCACCCCCUAAGAAGUUAAGGAUACACUCCGUGAUAUCUGUGCAUGCAUGACUGCCACUGCAGCUCUUCCGGCCGUGGCAGAGCAGAUGGCACUGCCUGUGCUGUUCAUGAUACCUGGCACUCAGCACCAGCAAAGCUGCCCCACUGAGUUAUCCACAGCUGUGAGGUGGUCGUGCAUCUACCCAAAGGGCCGCACAAUGGCUCCGGGCCCACUGGGGGUGGCGGGCAAGGGCAGAAAGCAGCAAGAAGGUACUGUAGAGGCAAGUAAAGGCCUGAAGAUAAGGCACUGUGCUUGCUUCCUCCCCCAAAUAUUAGAAUGAUUACUUAGCCCCAGUUAACAGAUUCAGCUAGUGAAAAAUGCAUAGGUACACAAGCAGGUUUGAUGAUUUUUUCCUUAACUGCAAGAAUAAUGAGUUGAUAAGGCAGUUAGGCUGUGAGCUGCUACUGAAGCAGCACCAGAGAGGGCUCUGACACAUGAAGGAACAUGUCAUGCUCUAGACAAUGCCUAAGCAGUUAAGCAAAUACAUUCAGAAGAGCUAAGAAAGAUGUUUUAAGCUGAAUUUUGUUUUGUUUUGUUUUUUGUUUUAUUCAUUUAGUGGAAUUACUGUCAAAUUAAAUUGCAUAUAACAUUCUUCCACUGCAGCGUGAGUGAGCUGUAACACAAUAACACCGUCACUUGCAGGAAAUAGCUGACAGCUUUGUUCUUGUAUGACUGCAGCAUAUCACGGACAGAGUGCAGCCCCCGUAGCAGCAUGGUUGCAUCUGCACGUUAUGUUCUGGGCUGCAUUCCAUGAUGUUGAGAGGAGUUGCUCACAGUGCAAAAGAUACAGUUACCCUUCUGUUGGCAAGAACUCACUGCUGUAGCCCUGGGGUGAAUUUUUUGUCAUUACGGCCUGAGGUAACGAACAGAAGCUGCUUGAUCCGUUCAACAUACACAACUGAUAUAAAGUCAAGAGAGGAAAAUAAAAAAACCAUUGAGGACCUCCACAGACUGUCAGUUGAUAUUAAGAAAAUACGCAGAGUAAAGGAAUGGGUCCUUGUCCAGGAGGUGGCCUACGUUCCAGAAAUCGCCAGAAUUCUACGAGAAAUGGGUGCGGAUGAGCCUGCUAUAGCCAAUAUCUUAGAACGCUGCCCAGAGGCAAUUCUGUGUAGUCCUGCGGAGGUGAACUCUCAAAGAGCUCUGUGGCAAUUGGUAUGCCAGAAGGAAAACCAGCUGAUUAAAUUAAUAGAGCAGUUUCCAGAUUCUUUCUUCACUACUGGGUAUCACGAGAACCAGAAAGCAAAUAUUCUGUUUUUUCAAGAGCUGGGACUUAAGAAUAAUAUAAUCACCAGGUUCUUGACAAGCGCACCCAAUAUCUUCCACAAUCCUGCUGAGAAAAACAAACAUGUGAUAGAGACAUUACAAAAAAAUUAUUUAAGUUUAGGAGGUUCUGAUGCAAAUAUGAAGAUCUGGAUUCUGAAGUUACUGAGCCAAAAUCCAUUUAUUUUGUUAAAUACCUCCUCAGCAAUUCAGGAAAACUUGGAAUUUCUGCGAAAGAGUGAUUUCACUGACCACGAAGUCCUACAGCUGCUGUCCAAACUUAAAGGUUUUAUUUUUCAGCUUACUCCCUCUACUAUGCAGAAGAGCAUGCUUUUUUCCAAAAAUGUCUUUAAGUGCAGCGAUCAAGAAUUGAAACAACUGGUGCUGAAAUGCCCAGCCCUUCUCUACUAUUCUGUUCCAAUUCUGGAAGAAAGACUUGAGGGACUACUGAAGGAAGGAAUUUCUAUAGCGCAGAUUAGAGAGACGCCAAUGGUGCUGGAAUUGACGACGCAAAUUGUUCAGUAUAGGAUUAAAAAACUCUCUGCUUUGGGGUACAGUAUAAAGAGUGGAAAUCUAGAAAACUUGAAUGGUACUAAGAAAGAUUUUGAAGCCAAUUAUGGUAAGAUACAAUCAAAGAAGGAGAGACCGAUGUUUAAUCCUGUUGCUCCUCUAAACACCGAAGAUUAAUUUGAAAACUGUACUUAAAAUUAUGCAAUAGAAAAUGAUCGAACAGAAAAGAGGUCUUAGUUCUUUGUUAUGAGUUGAAGCAAAAGUCAUCUUAACCAGAUUGUAAUCUUAUGCUGUCCUUCCUUUGUCCUAGAGUGGGCUUUAUGCACAACUUCCUUAUAAAAUUGCAGCUUUUUAAUGCUGGUUAUGAGGAAGGUUGAUUAAUCCUUUACAUAAGGAUUUUUUUUUCCCCAGGGAGCAUCUUACAUAUCUUUUUGGAUCUGAUUUCCUUAUCUGCCUGGCCUCUAGCUUCUGUGGCUUUUCAGCUCCAUCACUGCACUGCCUGUGGUAGUGCUUAGCGUAAUCUUUAUCUGAGAAAGAAAAGGAGGAUUAUUUUGCCAGUAAUAUUAAGCCACC